Messenger RNA from Brachypodium distachyon (stiff brome), 1622 nucleotides. Its product is annotated as phosphoglucan phosphatase DSP4, amyloplastic. Gene Ontology annotation, molecular function: starch binding; protein tyrosine/serine/threonine phosphatase activity; carbohydrate phosphatase activity. NCBI's taxonomy places the organism in Eukaryota, Viridiplantae, Streptophyta, Magnoliopsida, Poales, Poaceae. The transcript is spliced from 15 exons. Gene Ontology annotation, cellular component: chloroplast. Bases 172 to 1278 code for a protein of 368 amino acids. The record is from RefSeq and is a predicted model, not a curated record. Gene Ontology annotation, biological process: starch catabolic process; protein dephosphorylation.
GCCCCAAGGAGCACGCUCAGGCGGGUUCCCUGGACCGGGUUGACGGACGGACGGACGCAAGGAAGCGAGCGGCGUCUUCUUCUUCCCCCUCUCUUCUUCUCCGACCUCCUCCGCCGCGACAGAUAUUUCGACCGCCGCCGUCGAACAGACCGCACGAGCUGGGGCGAAGCCAUGAACUGCCUCCAAAACCUGCUCAAGGAGCCUCCGAUCGUGGGAUCCAGAUCGAUGAGGCGGCCCUCGCCGCUCAACCUGGCGAUGGUUCGUGGAGGGAGUCGCCGCUCGCACACCGUCAAAACCGCAUCUGGGGCGUCAACUUCGAGCGCGGAGAACAGCGCGCUGGAGCCGGGCGGGGAGAAGUCUGAUACGUAUAGCACCAACAUGACACAAGCUAUGGGAGCAGUGUUGACGUACAGACAUGAGCUUGGGAUGAAUUACAAUUUCAUAUGCCCGGACUUGAUCGUAGGCUCCUGCUUACAGAGCCCACUUGAUGUUGAUAAGCUUCGGGAGAUUGGUGUGAAAACUGUAUUCUGCUUGCAGCAAGAUCCGGACCUUGAAUAUUUUGGAGUUGACAUCUGUGCCAUUCAAGACUACUGUCUAGAAUGCAAAGAUAUUGAGCACUGCCGUGAAGAAGUUAGGGAUUUUGAUGCUUUUGAUUUGCGACUGAGGCUUCCUGCUGUGAUUAGCAAAUUAUACAAGCUUGCCAGCCAUAAUGGUGGGAUAACAUAUAUACAUUGUACAGCUGGACUUGGAAGAGCUCCUGCUGUGGCAUUGGCAUAUAUGUUCUGGAUUCUUGGUUACAAUCUUAACGAAGGACAUCAGCUACUACAGAGUAAAAGGCCUAGCUUUCCAAAGUUGGAAGCCAUUAAAUUGGCAACUGCUGACAUUCUGACGGGCUUGUCCAAAAACUGCAUCACUUUGAAGUGGAAAAAUGGUAGUUGUUCUUCUGUCGAAAUUUCUGGGCUUGACAUCGGCUGGGGACAGAAAAUUCCUCUGACAUACAAUAAGGAGGAAAAGGCUUGGUUGCUUGAGAGGGAGUUGCCUGAAGGACGGUAUGAAUACAAAUAUGUAGUGGAUGGCAACUGGGUGUGCAACGACCAUGAGAUGAAAACCAAACCAAACGCCGAUGGGCAUGUGAAUAAUUACAUCCAAGUCUCCAGGGACGGCACGAGCUCUGAAGAGCAAGAAAUGAGAGAGCGAUUGACUGGCCAAAACCCUGUUCUUACAAAAGAAGAAAGGCUGAUGAUUAAAGAGUACUUGGAACAGUACAGUGAGGGAUAGGAGAUCUUGUCUGACCUGAAACGCCAGGGGUGCAAUUCGGCUCGCUGCGAAGCUGGGAACACCUGCUGAUGAAUAGACCAUGCGGCUCCUGAGAGGCGAGGCUGCACCUGGCUCGCCACAUCGAUAGCAGCUUAACUGAAAAAAAAAAUAGAUUCCGCAUGGUAUUAAUUAUUAUUAAUCAGUAGGAUCCUCCUUUGUUAAACACAGGCUCCAUGAAACGAGCAAUCCGUGUAUACAGAAUUAAUAAGUAAAUAAAGGGCUGUGCACCUACAAGCUCCAAAACGUGUAACAUAAGUUCCUGAAUGAGAACAUCUUUCUUUGAUGCAAUGAUUUGGAUCUGAACA